CCGCUCGCUCCUCCCGCCGGGGCCGCGGCCGGCAGCUGCUCUCGGUGCGCGGCGGGAGCGAGCAGCGCCCUUGCCCGGGGAGGACCCGGGCGCUCCCCGCGCUGUCUGGCGGCCGGUGGCAGGGCCGGGAGCGGCCCGGUCAACCCCCCCCCUACGCCUCGGCUCUCCCCGGUAGGGAAGGGGCUGAGCGAGGCGGGGAGCAGCGCGCCCGGCAUCCUCCGCAUUGUAUGGGCACGGCGCGGAGGCGCGGCCGCGGGGCUCCCCCGAGCCGCCCGCCCCCCGCCGUGCGCUCGCUCCCUCCCUCCCCGCCGCCGCCGCUGUUCGCCGGGAGGCGCCGAGCCGAGGCGUGAGGGAUGCUUUUGUGUGCCAGGGGAGCGGCGGCGGCGAGCGGCGGAGCCAGCGACUGCGGGGCAGGUGGCCGCAGCCCUGCCGGCGGGGGAUGCUGAAUUAGGCGGCCGGAGCCCUUGCGAGCGCGGGGCCCGGCGGGGCUCGGCAGCCCGAUGGCGAGCAGCCGCAGCAUCGAGCUGGAGCACUUCGAGGAGCGGGACAAGAGGCAGCAGCGCGCCGGGCCCCGCCGCGGCGGCUCGGGCACGGGCUCGGGCUCGGGCGGGGGGCCGCGGGGUAACGGGCUGAUCCCCAGCCCCGCGCACAGCGCCCACUGCAGCCUCUACCGGACACGCACCCUGCAGGCGCUGAGCUCGGAGAAGAAAGCCCGCAAAGCCCGCUUCUACCGCAAUGGGGACAAGUACUUCAAGGGCUUGGUCUACGCCAUCUCCCCCGACCGCUUCCGCUCCUUCGACGCCCUCCUGGCCGAGCUCACCCGCUCCCUGUCGGACAACGUCAACCUGCCCCAGGGUGUCCGCACCAUCUACACCAUCGACGGCAGCAAGAAGCUCACCAGCCUGGACGAGCUGCUGGAAGGUGAAAGUUAUGUAUGUGCAUCCAAUGAACCAUAUCGCAAAGUUGAUUAUACCAAGAAUGUCAAUCCAAACUGGUGUGUGAACAUAAGGACUGGAUCUACUCGAUCCUUGACAUCUUUGACAUCCACAAAGAGUGAAGUGAAGGAGAGUAAAGAUUUCAUUAAACCCAAAUUGGUGACUGUUAUUAGGAGUGGAGUAAAACCACGAAAAGCUGUGAGAAUUCUGCUGAAUAAGAAGACUGCUCACUCCUUCGAACAAGUCUUGACUGACAUCACAGAAGCCAUUAAGUUAGAUUCGGGUGUAGUCAAGAGACUCUGUACGCUGGAUGGAAAGCAGGUGACAUGCUUGCAGGACUUCUUUGGAGAUGACGAUGUCUUCAUUGCAUGUGGACCUGAAAAAUAUCGAUAUGCUCAGGAUGACUUCGUCUUGGAUCACAGUGAAUGCCGUGUUAUGAAGUCGUCUUAUUCCCGAUCAUCUGGUAUGAGGUAUUCUGGAUCCAAAAGUCCAGGACCUUCACGUCGAAGCAAAUCACCUGCCUCAGUAAAGAGGGGUGGCCACUACUCCAGUGCAUAUUCUUCAGCAAAAUCCCCAGUUAAUGGAACUCCAAGCAGUCAAUUAUCCACCCCAAAAUCUACAAAGUCCUCCAGUUCUUCACCAACAAGCCCAGGCAGUUUUCGUGGACUCAAGAUCCCUCCACAUGGUGGAUCUUCUUCCAAUGUGAAUGGUAUACCUGAAUCACUCCGUUGCCAGAGUCCUGAAGGUGUGAAUGGAAACAAGUGCUCAGUGUCAUCCACCAUUCUAGAGAAGUAUAAAGUUGGAAAGGUGAUCGGUGAUGGCAAUUUUGCUGUUGUGAAGGAGUGCAUAGAACGAUCUACAGGAAAGGAGUUUGCGCUGAAGAUCAUCGACAAGGCUAAAUGCUGUGGAAAGGAACAUCUGAUUGAAAAUGAAGUAUCUAUUCUGCGUCAAGUGAAGCAUCCAAAUAUCAUUAUGCUGAUAGAAGAAAUGGACACCCCAACAGAACUCUAUCUGGUAAUGGAGUUGGUCAAGGGAGGAGACCUAUUUGAUGCUAUCACUUCUUCUACAAAAUACACAGAGCGAGAUGGGAGCGCAAUGGUCUACAAUCUAGCCAGUGCACUCAAAUACCUUCAUGGUCUCAACAUUGUGCACAGAGACAUCAAGCCAGAAAAUCUCCUGGUCUGUGAAUAUCCAGAUGGAACCAAGUCCUUGAAGCUAGGAGACUUUGGACUGGCAACUGUGGUUGAAGGACCUUUAUAUACCGUUUGUGGUACGCCCACAUAUGUGGCUCCAGAAAUCAUUGCAGAGACAGGAUAUGGCUUAAAGGUAGAUAUUUGGGCUGCAGGCGUGAUCACAUACAUACUGUUAUGUGGAUUUCCACCUUUUCGCAGUGAAAACAACCUUCAGGAAGACCUUUUUGAUCAGAUACUCGUUGGGAAGCUGGAAUUUCCUUCACCCUACUGGGAUAACAUCACUGAUUCAGCAAAGGAGUUAAUUAGCCUGAUGUUACACGUGAAUGCUGAAGCUCGAUAUACAGCUGCACAAAUCCUAAGCCAUCCCUGGGUGUCAGAUGAUGCUUCCCAGGAGAAUAAUAUGCAAGCUGAAGUAACAGGUAAACUGAAGCAGCACUUUAACAACACCCUUCCCAAGCAAAACAACACAUCUGCUGGGGUUUCUGUCAUCAUGAACACAGCUCUAGAUAAAGAGAGUCAGAUUUUCUGCAGCAAGCGCUGUCAGGACUCCGAUAGAGCUGGAACGGAGACAGCUUCUGCAAUUACUGCUGCAGCUGAUGAUCCUCGUGUGACUGGGUCCAAGACCCUCCUCCCUGCUGCUUCUGAGCCAGUCAGAUCCCCCUCGCUCCCCACCUCAGUGUCUCCUGAGUUUGCUGGGGAUCAGCCUGGUGUGUAGGACUGAUUAAAUCAAGUGCAACUGAAGCUCUCUGCACUCUUGCCACAGUUACUCUUCGUUUCAUAUGAUGGUUCGUUUCCAGUUUUCUUGCACCCUCCUGUGGCAAGCUCAGGGCAGGCUCUGCCAUGAGAGACUGAAAUUCUAACGGCGGGUGAACAAAUGUGGUCCUCUGAGUGCUCUUUGCCCUCGGUAUGGAGAACAUCAGUAGGGAGAAAGAUUCUGGUAAUGUUAGAUGAUUUUUAAGUUACCUGUGUUAGUUUAAUUUACUGCAUUCACACAGCCUUGGGCUCUGUAAGUAGACUAACUUAACUGUGUAGCUAACCAUAUUUUUAUAUAGGCAUUUGAGAUGAUGAACAGUUGCCAGGCUUCGCUUCUAGCAGCAGGCCCCAUUCAGUUCUUUUGAUGAGGAUUCUCAGAAAAGCAAGAGAGGAAGACAAGGGAAGAAAACUUACAUUCACCUUCUAUUCCGAUGCCUCUACUUUUAGUCAAGUUUCUACCAAACCUGAAGAGGCAUAUUUUCAUUAAAAAAAAAAAAAUAAAUUAGUGUACUAACUGUAAAAUAUCAUGAGGCAAACACUGGAGAUACAGGGAAAGAUGGUAAUUUUUGCAUAAAGUUUGUUUAGACUUGCAGGCUGCAGGGUAGUGUUUAGAUAAUGCGAACUUAAAUAAAGUGACUUGGGAUAUGAACAUGAGCACUGGACAUUUAUUUGUAAUGAAGACUGGAGUCAAGGAAGCCUUUUUGUUCAAGCUGUUUUCUAUCCUAAUCACAAACGUCACAUCCACACCUUUCUCCAGAGUCAGGCUACAAUAAAAUGACUUUGGAGCUGUGAACGGAGAGCCUGCUGCAUGUCAUCUAAGCUAGGAUGGAUGGAGCAGUUCCUAGUUCUAGGGCAAGCUGCUAGAGGAGCUACUACAAAUGGCCUCAAAACAAAGCUACCCACAAAAAGUAGCUGUCAGAGGUUUGUCAGUGCUAUCCCCCUAUUCACCUGGUGCAGGCACUGGAAACAAGGAUCGGGGAGCAGCUAUCCUUAAUCUGCAGUCACAGGUAGAUGAGGUUUUAUCUUUGCCAUACUGCUUAGUUCAAUAUUGUAUCUAUUCAGCUUAUUCUUUUCCUUUGCUCGUUCUUAUGAAUUGGUCAUAGAUCAUUUUCUUUCUUAGCUAUACUUUCUACUAGAAUUGUAAAAGAAAGACCUGCAAUAAACUUUCUAAAAUUAAAA
Anas platyrhynchos (mallard) is the source of this 4060-nucleotide messenger RNA. RefSeq names its product doublecortin like kinase 2 (gene DCLK2). Gene Ontology annotation, biological process: protein phosphorylation; potassium ion transport; intracellular signal transduction. Gene Ontology annotation, molecular function: voltage-gated potassium channel activity; ATP binding; protein kinase activity. The record is from RefSeq and is a predicted model, not a curated record. Gene Ontology annotation, cellular component: membrane. Lineage: Eukaryota; Metazoa; Chordata; Aves; Anseriformes; Anatidae.